AUGUCGUUUAAUUUACCUGAUUUGCCAUCUGAUUGCAACUAGGCUUUGAUUGGAGCAUGGACAUCACCUGAUGAUGGAUAUGUAUUGAAAUAAUGCUAAUCAGACUGCUACCAUAAAACAAACAGUUCAAUAGUUAGUUUUUUAAUGGAUAGAAGAAUAAAUAAAAGUGGUGAUAUGCUUUUAAAUUAUAAAAUUGGAAGUCAAAUCAAUUAUUCAAUUAUUCUGAUAGACAUCUUAUAUGUAAUGGAUGGAGAUGCUAAGUUAAAUGCUGAUGUUAAUUCUAAACUUCAUUUUUCUUUUGCUUUUCCACAAUAUCCUAUUUAUGUCAUUUAUUAUAAAGAUCUGUAUUGUAAAAAUACUUAGAUAAUAAAAAAAGCAACUUUUUCUUUCUACAAAAGCAAUGCUAACAUUUAAGACAAUAAUUUAAAUAUCCAUUUUGAAAAAGUUACUCAUGAUUAGUCAAAUUAUUACCUAUUUGGUAUUAAGGGAAUUUAAUUAUCAAUGACUUGCUCUAUUACAUGCUAAGUUUGUAUAGAUUAAAGUAACUGCGAUGUAUGCAAAUACAGUUUUAAAAAAAUUACUCUACCAUCAGGUUUAUAAGUUUGUGAAUAAAUUACUAGUUGCUAAGAAAACUGUUUUCUAUGUGCUGUUAGUUAAACUGAAAAUAUAUGCACUUAGUGUUUCCCUGGUUAUUCACUUUAAAAUAAUUAAUGUAUCUCAUUAGAUAAACUUAAUAUUUGUAAAUCUUAGACAAAUACAUACUAUGCAGAUCCUAAUUAGUGCCUCAAAUAUGCCUAAAAUGCAGUUAAAUAUUAAAAUGGUUAAUAUCAAAGGACAAAUAUGGAAACUUAUUAUUCUUAUAAGUGCCCCUACAACUAAGUAGUAAUAUUAUACCCUGAAUCUUAUUAUAGCCUUUAUUGGUGUGGUUGCUAUACUAAAAAUUGCGCAAGUUGUCCUUAUGGUAUUUGUAUUACAUGCUCUGAAGGAUAUACUAUUAAAAAUAAUGAAUGUAUUCCUACUUGCAAAGCAAACUAAUAUCUAGAUGCUGUAUCAAAUAAAUGUAUUGACUGUGGAAUUAAUUGUUAACUUUGUAAUAGUACAAUAUGUAAAUAAUGCACAGAUUCUACAUUCUAAGUAGAUCAAAGAAAUCCCCAAAAUUGCAUUUCGAUUAACUCUUGUGUUGUCAGUAAUUGCUAAACAUUUAAUGCCUCCCUUGUUCUGUUCCAAACUGCUUGUAAUGUUUCAGUGAAAACUAUUAAAAAUGCUAAUAAUGCUCACAAAAUUACUCUUUAUCUUCUGACAAAUAGUAGUGCAUGCGAUGCUAAAUCUAAAAUUGUUUAACAUGUGAUCCAUAAAAUAAUUAAAUUUGUUAAGUUUGCUAAACAAGUACAUAUUUAAAUUCAGAUCAAACUCAAUGCCUACCUUGCAGUGUUUAAAAUUGUUAAGAAUGCUAAAGUACAAACAACUAGCUUUGUUAGAAAUGUAAUUCAGGAUAUCAAGUUAAGAGUGAUAGCAAGAGUUGUGACUUGA
Tetrahymena thermophila SB210 is the source of this 1530-nucleotide messenger RNA. RefSeq lists its product as hypothetical. The record is from RefSeq and is a predicted model, not a curated record. The transcript has 3 exons. NCBI's taxonomy places the organism in Eukaryota, Ciliophora, Oligohymenophorea, Hymenostomatida, Tetrahymenidae.